AUGCACAAGAUGGCUGCUCUAAGUGGACGCUCAGCGUGCUUCACGCUCCUCUCGAUGACCCUCCAGCUGGCGGCCACCCAGUUUCUCUCGUCUGGCGCUAGCUCAAAACCGCCCAAUAGGACGCGCUCGGCAAGUGCUCCCUCUUCGGAGAGGCGCAGCGGUCUGGGUACGGCGGUCCCACCCAGAGACACUCCAGCCUGGGACCCAUCUAGCAGCCCGGAGUCACCCCGACAGGGCACCCGGUUCCUGUGCGAGGAAAUCCGAAACUGCUUUGCUGGCUUGGAUCGCUGCGCCUCUCAAAACAGCGGGCACUUGCCGAGUGCGUCCUGGUACUGUGCAACACUGAAGCUGGCCCCGGACGGGAGAGACUGGGUCCCCGCAAGCCGGGAUGUAAUGAACAAUAAGGUUACGAACGCGAUCCACGCAGAGCGCCAAAAUAGAGCAGCCAUCCCCAGCGACGAGCUGCGUAGGCUGUCUAUUUGGUCGAAGGGAGGUCUGGACUCGCAUUACCAGGACGAUAAGGGCCUUGCUGUACGCACGAAGAGCAGGAUCACGAACCGCAAAAGAAUUGUGUAUUUCAGCAGCUGUGGGGAGGGGCAAAUACGGCUAUCUUUCGGCGUAUACCCCCUGUUCUCCCUUGCCCAAACUUCGCAGGCCAAGAUGUCGCCCGACUCGCCCUUCCGGGCGGCAUGUCCGGCGCUCUUCUGCGCGCACGAGGUGGCCAAUGAUUGA
Molecule: messenger RNA, 732 nt
Organism: Klebsormidium nitens
Lineage: Eukaryota; Viridiplantae; Streptophyta; Klebsormidiophyceae; Klebsormidiales; Klebsormidiaceae
Source: the annotation of a GenBank genome assembly